CCCCCCUCACCUGCUGCCGCAGGCCGCAUCCCCCCUCUCCUCCUCCUCCUCCUCCCCCCAACUGCCCCCCGCUCCGCCCGCGCAAGGGAAAGGAAAAAAGGGCUCGACGACUUUGCCGGACGCGGCGGCGCAUCCCCCAUCCCGUCCCACCCCCAGCCCCCCAUCGCCGCGUCCCAUCGCAUCGCAUGGCUGAGGACGCCGCGGCGGGCUCCCCGCUCCUGGACCUGCCGGAGCCGCUGCUGCUCCACAUCCUGGGCUUCCUCACCGACGCGCGGUCGCGGCACCGCGUCGCGCUGGCGUGCCACAGGCUCCUCGCGGCGGAGCGGGCCACGCGCGCCGCGCUCUCGCUGCGCGGGGACCCGCGGUCGGACGUGUUCCUCUACCUCAUCAGGCCGACGUUCUGCUUCCCGGCGCUGGAGCGGCUCGACCUCUCGCUGGUGUCGCCGUGGGGCCACCCGUUCCUCUCCUCCGCGGCGCCGUCUGCCGACGCCGUCGCGCCGGCCGUGGCGGCGGAGGAGGUCGCGGGGCAGAACGCCCUCAUCGCGGCGCGCCUCGCCUACUGCUUCCCCGCCGUGUCCUCGCUCGCCGUCUACUGCCGCGACCCCACCACGCUCGCCAGCCUCACCCCGCACUGGAGGUCCCGCCUCCGCAGUGUCAAGCUCGUGCGCUGGCACCAGCGCCCGCCCGGCCUCGACGCCGGCGCGGAUCUCGAGCCCCUCCUCGGGGACUGCCCCGCGCUCAGGGCGCUCGACCUCUCCGAGUUCUACUGCUGGACGGAGGACAUCCAGCCUGCGCUUGCGGCGCACCCGGCAGCCGCCGCGGCGCUCACCGAGCUCGACCUCGGCCUCGCGGGCGCCACGGACGGGUUCUACGCCGCCGAGCUGGGGGCCAUCGCGAGAUUCUGCCCCAAUCUUCGCAAGCUCGUGGCGCCCUGUGUGUUCAACCCUCGGUACGUUGACUUCGUCAGCGACGACGCGCUUCUCACCAUCGCCACCAGCUGCCCCAAGCUGUCGAUCCUGCGGCUCCGAGAACCUUUUGAGCUGGCGGCCACCAGCCAACGGGAGGACGCGGCAAUCACCGUCGCAGGGCUGGUCUCCUUCUUCGCUGCACUGCCGGAGCUAGAGGAUUUCACGCUUGACCUGCGGCAUAAUGUGCUGGAGACAGCGCCGGCCAUGGAGGCGCUUGCCCGCAGGUGCCCACGGAUCAAGUUCUUGACGCUGGGGGGCUUCCAGGGGUUGUGCAAGGCAUCUUGGCUGCACCUCGACGGCGUUGCUGUGUGUGGUUCGCUGGAGUCGCUAUGCAUCAAGGGUUGUUUGGAUCUCACUGACGCCAGCCUUGCUGCCAUAGGUCGUGGGUGCGGGAGGCUUGCUAAGUUCGCCAUCCAUGGCUGUGAUCUUGUCACAUCAGUUGGGAUCAGGAGGCUAGCAACGGCGCUUCGGCCCACAAUCAAAGAAGUCAGUAUCUUGCACUGCCGGCUUCUGGACACAGCAACAUGCCUCACUGCUUUAAGUCCGAUCCGUGAUCGCAUUGAGAGUCUUGAGGUCAGCUGUGUCUGGAAGGAAGUUGAACAGCCUGAGAGCGUGGCCAAUGGCACAACCGGAUGUGAUCAUGAAGAUGAUGAUCUCGGUGAAGUGACAUAUGAGUCUGCAUCGAAGAAAUGUAGGUACAUGGAAUUGGAUGAUCUAGUCAGCUGGGAGAUGCUACGUUCACUCUCCCUCUGGUUCCCUGCUGGUGAGGUACUCUCCCCACUCAUCUCUGCUGGGCUUGAUAGCUGCCCUGUUCUAGAGGAGAUCUCAAUUAAAGUGGAGGGUGAUUGCCGUGCACGCCCUGGCCCAUUUUUUGGCCUGAGGUAUCUUGCAGGCUUCCCAGUACUUGCUAAGAUGAAAUUGGAUCUGAGUGAGGCGGUUGGGUAUGCUCUUACUGCACCAGCAGGCCAGAUGGAUCUCUCUCUGUGGGAGCGAUUUUAUUUGCAUGGUAUAGAUUCACUAAUGACUCUGUAUGAGCUGGAUUAUUGGCCUCCCCAAGACAAGGAAGUGAACCAGCGUAGCCUGACACUGCCCGCUGUGGGACUGCUCCAGGGCUGCGUUGGGCUCAGGAAGCUCUUCGUCCAUGGCACCACACAUGAGCAUUUCCUGACCUUCUUCUUGAAGGUGCCAAAUUUGAGGGACAUGCAGCUAAGGGAGGACUACUAUCCCGCACCAGAGAGUGAUAUGAUGAACACGGAAAUGCGAGCUGAGUCUUGGCUCCGGUUCGAGAAUCAGCUGAACAUCAGGCUAAUUGAGGAUUAAUGGUGAAUUUGGUGAACUGUGAGAGCAUCAGAUGAAUACAGAGGUGCUGAUUUCAGACCGGACUGAACCAAGUGGAGUUGAUGCGGGGUUGGUGUUCUGUGAUGGAUGAGCUGCUUGUGACCACGGAAGUAGCAAGGAUAGCUGGUGUACAGCUGUUGAGGAGAGUAGAAGACAAUGCUUUCUCCAUCCAACAAAUAUCGGUGAUCUUUCUAGAUGCUUUUUUUUUAAAUAAGAAUGUAUAAUAAGAGUGCUGAUGCGGAAUUCAGAUAUUUGCAAGAGUUGCUACGGUAAACUUAGGAUUUGUGGGAACUUUGCAGGGAUGCUUUUUUUCUCCCUUUUUUUGAGCUGAGUCCAGUUGUACACCGGAAGGGUAAAGUGGCAUUGGUCUUGUGAUUCUGUAACGAUUUACACGUGGUUCUGUAAAAAGAAAUAAAAAAAUGUCAUUUCGUUUUCUUUCUUA
Messenger RNA from Sorghum bicolor (sorghum), 2748 nucleotides. Its product is annotated as F-box/LRR-repeat MAX2 homolog. Lineage: Eukaryota; Viridiplantae; Streptophyta; Magnoliopsida; Poales; Poaceae. The transcript has a single exon. Gene Ontology annotation, biological process: SCF-dependent proteasomal ubiquitin-dependent protein catabolic process. Gene Ontology annotation, molecular function: protein binding. The record is from RefSeq and is a predicted model, not a curated record. Gene Ontology annotation, cellular component: SCF ubiquitin ligase complex. Bases 186 to 2288 code for a protein of 700 amino acids.